Molecule: messenger RNA, 791 nt
Organism: Lolium rigidum
Lineage: Eukaryota; Viridiplantae; Streptophyta; Magnoliopsida; Poales; Poaceae
Product: RING-H2 finger protein ATL2-like
Exons: 2
Coding region: 1-771 (256 amino acids)
Source: RefSeq, a predicted model, not a curated record
AUGUUGUCGGCGAGCACGGUGCUCACGCUGCUGGGCUUCUGCGCCAGCGUCCUCUUCAUCGUCUUCGUCUGCUCCCGGCUCGUCUGCACCCUCAUCCGCCGCUUGCGCCGCCGGCCCCGACGCCCAUCCCCGCCGCUCCCCCGCUUCCCUCCCCUCGCGGCCAGAGCCGGCUACUCCUCCCACAUCCUGCCCGGACGCCAGGGCCACGCCGCUGGAUCGGGAGGGCUCGACUCCGCUGCGGUCGCCGCCUUCCCCACCCGCGCCUUCUCCUCCGCUGGCUGCCCCCGCGGCGAGGCGGCGGACGACUCCGCUAUGUGUGUUGUCUGUCUCGCAGAAUAUGAGGAUGCCGACUUUCUCCGUGUCCUUCCUUACUGUGGCCACGAUUUCCAUGUGGCCUGCGUCGACAUCUGGCUAAAGCAGCACUCGACAUGUCCUGUCUGUAGAGUUUCGCUUCGCGGCAAUCCUGGAAUCAAGCACGCCGUGCCUCCUCGACCAAGUGAAAUGAUAGUAAUUCCCCCAUGCUCUCCUGAAGUGUCAGGAUCCGAUCCAUGCCGCUGCCUCUUUGGCGGCAGAGGGCAUUCACCAAGGACAUCGUCAGAGGUUCUUACAAAUGAACCCGGCCAGGCGAAUCAAAUUCAGGUAGUGUGCCAUCCUCCAUCCGAGGACCGGGGAAACAUUCCGACACCAUCUGAGGUUAGGUUUCCUGGUGAGAAUAACAAUCAAACGGUGAAACUGAACAUAGAGUGUGUUCGUGUUGUUGGCAUUCCGUGAUGUAACUCUAGCUAGGACUC